AUGAGCUCACCAGAAGCAUCAGCUGCUUACCUAGAGCGCUACAACUUCAAGGCGCUCAUGGAGUGGCUGACAGCCAGAUCUAUCCUACACCGCCCGGACGAUCCGAUGGUAUUCUGUCGAGACUUGCUGGAAAGGAGCAUUGGAGAACGGGACGGGAAAACGGCCGCGUACGACCCGACCUGCCCGGCUCGGUUGCUGAAGGAGUGCUACGACGACGCGAUGAACGCGGCGGACGAGCACGGCAUCAUCCACCCGGAGGCAUGCCCCCACCCAGCCACCGGGAGAAGAGUGGACGGUGAUGUCUCCGCCGCCGCCGCCGCCGCCGGCACGGGUGGGGCCGCGAAGGACACGACAAGCAGCAGCAGCAGCGGCGACGGCGGCCCGACCGGCAAUCCGGCACCAGCACCCGGCGACGACUCUUCUGUCCAACCCGUGCCCGCCGCCACGGGCAGUCACACCCCACCUGCACCAGCAGGAGCAGGAGCAGGAGCAGGAGCAGGAGCAGGAGGAGAAGGAGACGAAGCGCCCGGGGAUGUUGGGCAGGGAGCGUCAACGGGGGUCGGGGGGAGUUCGGUACGUCAAGCCGCGGGCGAAGUGAUUCGACCGCUUCUGCUCGGGGUGAUUCGGGAGCUGUGUGAACUCGAGAGACCUGAGGUUGCCGCGGCGGCCGUGGUGGCGGGAGCGUGCAAGGCCGUCAACGCCGGUCGGGCCGCGCUGUUUAAGCUGAUCGGCGAGGACGGCACCUUACAGGAGAUGGGCAGCGGAACCUCGAACCAGCGGAUCGUCGAGCACGGCAAAGGCUUGGUGGGGCGGACGGCGGCGGCGGCGGUUGCAGCAGGAACGGGGGCCGAGGGGCGUGGUGCUGGGGCCAUCCUGACGACGAAAGAUCCGUCCAAGGAAGAUGGGUUUUGCGCAGAGGUGGACCUGCCGCCUUGUGAAGAUCCGGCGCGAGAGACAGCAGAUUGGAGCACGUCGGGACUGAUCUGCGGUCCUGUCACGGACGGCUUGGGCGAAACUUGGGGGGUGCUGGUCGUGGCGGAGCCUUUGGGCGACGGGGGCGCGUUCGACGAGGAAAAAGUCGACGCCUUCAGGACCGUAUCUACGAUGGCUGCUGUAUCGAUGCAUAACUCGGAGGUAUACGGGCAGGGCCAGACCGGGUGCGAGAAGUUCCGAAACAUGAUCGAGGUCAUCGAGGCCACGAACGACAACCUCGGGGUGAACCACCUGCUCUACACGAUAGCCAAGUGCUUGCCGGUCAUAUGCGAGGCACAGAAGUGCACCUGCUUCCUCGUGGACGACGACAAGGACCAGCUGUGGGUAGUCCAGGGGGAGGUCAAUAUGAGGGUGCCCAAGAACAAGGGUAUCGCGGGCGCGGUCGCCACCUCGGGGCACGCGGAGAACAUUUCCGACGUGUACGCCGAUCCUCGUUUUAACAAGGAGGUGGACUUGGAAACGGGGUUCCAGACGCACUCCAUCCUCGCCAUGCCCGUGAGGGGAGGGGAAGAAAACAAGGUGAUUGCAGUGGUGCAGCUGAUCAACAAGCAGGGGAGGAUGCAUGAAAGCGGCCGUCGCGACUCUUGCACCGGCAUGCACUUCACUCCUCAAGACAUGGCCAUCAUCGGAGCCUUCCUGUCUCUGCUCGGCCCCCGCAUCUUCGCGUCCAGCAUGCUGCAGCCGAAGCGCAAAAUGCACAUAAAGGUUUUUUUCUUUUGUCGAAAAGAGAGUGAAAUUUACGCCCCCCUCCUCGCCUGUCCUUCAAGUUAG
Messenger RNA from Ectocarpus siliculosus, 1764 nucleotides. NCBI's taxonomy places the organism in Eukaryota, Phaeophyceae, Ectocarpales, Ectocarpaceae. The record is from the annotation of a GenBank genome assembly.